This is a messenger RNA of Cryptococcus deneoformans JEC21, 2443 nucleotides long. RefSeq names its product expressed protein. Gene Ontology annotation, cellular component: mitochondrial matrix. Gene Ontology annotation, molecular function: rRNA (adenine-N6,N6-)-dimethyltransferase activity. The record is from RefSeq and is a predicted model, not a curated record. The transcript has 3 exons. The coding region runs from base 91 to 1623 and encodes 510 amino acids. Gene Ontology annotation, biological process: rRNA methylation. NCBI's taxonomy places the organism in Eukaryota, Fungi, Basidiomycota, Tremellomycetes, Tremellales, Cryptococcaceae.
UGUUUUGCUCUUGUGGGUGCAUUCUGGAGUCUCAUAAAAAACUCCAUCGACAAAUAAUUGUGAUAAUAAGCACACUCUAUACAAAAAAAAAUGCCCCGCUUACCACCGCUUCCUCCAACACCCAAAUUCUCAAAGUACUUCCCCGCCCGUCUGCUCUCUCUCUCCCCCAACCCUGUCCUCAUUCGCAAAGCCCCCGGCCGAAUCCUUCUCGCCAACCCCUCCCUCGGAGAUGAUUUCGUUCGUGCGCUUGGUAUCAGGGAAGGGGAAAUUAUCGUGGAGGGGUAUGCGGGUAUGGGUGGAUUGACCAGAAGUCUUGUGACAGGCGGUGAUGCGGUGAGGGAAGGAAAGGAGUGGGAGGAGGAGAAGCGGUUGGAGAGUAUACGGCCAGGUGAGAAGGGGAAGGGGACGGAACUUCCAGCGUGGAUGGAGGAUCUUCCGGCGAUGAGCGGAUACAAAUCUCGUUCACCAGCGCCUCGUAUACCGAAACUCGUCGUGUCCACGGAAGGUUCUGUAGAACUUAUCCAAAGGGGGCUGGAUUACAACGAAAAUCCCCAUAAAGCGUCAUUGGAUGAUUACAGAGGUCAACAUUCAGAUUCGAGGAUAUCCAACUACAUUGCCAAAGAAACUCCCAUCAUUGCUUCGCCGCAUAAAGACAACUUGCUGCUGUCACACUCUACAGUUUAUGUCUGGCAGGCGAUUCCUUCAAUUCUUGAACACCCCACUGUGAAUGCGGCUUUACCAGUGUAUGACCCUUCUGCUGCGCCUGAAUCACAAAAGAAACGACCUUGGAGUGCACCGCCUCCGCCUAUAACUCUCGUGGCUCAAGUGCCGAAUAGUUCGCUGGGUGAGCAACUUGUGAGUCAGUGGAUUGGCAGUGCGGCGGGUGAAGAACACAAGAGAAGUUGGAUAUGGGAGUAUGGGAGGGUUAGGAUAGCUUUGCUUUGUGGUAAAUCGCUAUAUGAUAGGUUGACGGCGCGACCGGGUGACAAAAUUAACUGUAAACUAUCCAUCUUUGCCAGUGCCUUCUUUCACAUUACCCCUCUCCCACCUUAUCACCACGUCAACAACAUUGAUAAACACUCUAAGCAAGUGGCUGAAUCAGGCAAAGCACCCAAGCCACCCAAGGUUAAAAAGUCUACUGUGCCGGCCAAAGGCAUGCCUGAACCAGAACCGCUACCGGAGGAUAUCUUGCUGCCUCCUCUCGGAGCCAAGACGAAGACUGUCCACAGCGAUUUCUAUCCUGGUUCUUACGCUUCAGGCGGAUCUCUCGACCGGCCAUUAUUACUCGGUGUCCUCCUCACUCCUAGACUCCGAUCGCCCAUCCUUGCUGCGCAGAAGGAUACAUGGGAUUAUGCCAUUCGUCGUCUCUUCGUCAGAGAUACAAUGACUUUAGAAGACAGCAUCAAUAAUCUUGCAGUCGGUGCUGAGUCUUUAUUACCGGCCAUAGAGGCAGAGGAAGGAAGGGGAGUACCUGUGAAUAGGAAGAGGGUGAUUAGGUACCUUGAUGUGGAGGAGUGGGCGAGGGUGGUGGAUGUGUUUGAUAAUUGGGCCUUUAGGCCAGAUAACCUCAUCUUAGAUACAAUGAUGGGCGAGGACGCUAUUCGCUCUAUCGGAAACGACUAGACGAUGUAUUCAAAGCAUUAGAGGAUAGACAACCACACUCACAUUCGGCAUCAUGAUAUAUUAUUACAUGGACAAUUCCGGCAUUAUUAGGAUUUAUGCACCCCUCUGUUGUGACCUGAAUUUACCUAAGCAUCGUGUCCUUACCGGCUUAUGUCGACCGAGGAAUGCCGUGGCGAUGGUGAUUCGUGAUGGAUGAUGGGCUGAUGGUACCUUUACGCCCGGCGAGGUACUAACGACAACAAGAAACCACGACAAAACAGAAAACAGGCUAUGGAUUUCCCGAGCGCACAUCAAAGAUCACCACGUUCCAAUCUGAACUGCCCACCGGCGAUCUCCCCGUACUGCACCAGGCAACAGGCGAAGCGCCCCCUUACCAUCACGUGCCACUGCUCAAGACCCAAGAAGGGCGAAGCGCCGGGAGAGAGACAUGAUCCGGCAGUAAGGGCAAGGGACAUGGGUUAAUGGGUGAGUCUGUGCAGACUCCGAUCAGCGCCUCGUGCCCGCGGUCGCUUUUUUCCCAGAAAUCCCAAAACAAGGAACAAUACUCUAUGCUCUAAAGUCGGAACACGUUCCCCAGCCUACAACCCAUCCUUAGCUCCUCAUGUCAUAGGCGAGGUAUCGCCAGUUAUUAUAACGCUUUGUUGUCCCAUCGAGAGCGUUUAGCGAAUGGCCCAUUGUUCGAAACGCGAGGAGGGACGGCGGCCAAGGAGAAAGUGGCGGUGAGAGGCGGCAAAGGGGCGUGCGGACAUGCACAAUGGCUUGGGUAAGCUGACGCCUGUACGAGCCUGCAACGACUGAUGCGUGAUGUUUUGGAUGAUGC